Molecule: messenger RNA, 2986 nt
Organism: Trichophyton rubrum CBS 118892
Lineage: Eukaryota; Fungi; Ascomycota; Eurotiomycetes; Onygenales; Arthrodermataceae
Exons: 1
Coding region: 667-1323 (218 amino acids)
Source: RefSeq, a predicted model, not a curated record
GGGAACUAUCUUCGGGUUUCGACCUCAGAACUUGAGUAACAACCCAAUGCUCGUUUUCUGGGAAGGCGAUUUUACGGGCACGGGCUAUGGCCAUGGUGCUGUCAAUCUUCUGAACAGCUCUUAUCACCUCGUGCACAAGGUCACUCUUACCGAAGGAUACUUCAAUACGGGACUGGAUCACGAGGUUGAAUCUCACAUUGACUAUCACGAAGGAAUCGUUGAAAAUGACAAGAAAGCUCUCCUCGUGGCCGCAGCAAAUAUCACUCAGGCAGAUCUUCGCUCCGUGGGAGGUCCAGAGGAAGGUUGGGUCAUUGACGGCUUGAUCUACGAUAUUGAUAUCGAGACGAAUAAGGUCCUCUUCCGCUGGAGUGCCGUGGAGCAUAUCGACCAAAUCCCAUUCAAACUAUCUCAGCGUCCGCUGCUGGAUACCGGCACCUCUGAGAAAAACCCUUGGGACUUCUUCCGUGUAUCCUCCACCGUCAGAUAUGGGGAUGAUUACCUUAUCUCCUGGGACUAUGGAUGCAGUGUCCUGCACAUUGCUCGCAACGGUUCGGUUGCUUGGAACCUUAAUGUAAGUGGCCUUUCCUUCUCCAUCUACUGUGAUACAAUUGAUGUUGAUAGGCGGCUAAUGCGGGAUAUUAGGGCAUAACUGGAGGUGACUUCAAAAUGAAACCCAAUUCGAAAUUCUGCUUCCAGUACGGCCUGCGCCUAGGAAUGCAUACUGAUGAAAAGAUCACCAUCUCUAUGCACAACAAUGACAAUUCAGAAUUUAGCAAUACAAUGAACCCUACCACUGGACUUGUCUUGGACCUUGACCUUAAAAAGAUGGAAGUCGUUGGACAGCGAAGAAUGUGGAACCACGAACACCCUAUCGUUUCAAGGGACCUGGGGAGCUUCCAGGCCCUAGGUACUGGCCAUUGCAUUGUACAUCACGGUCAGAUUCCGCUUAUCGAGGAGUAUAACAAAGACGAUGAGCUCGUCAUGCAAAUCCGCUAUGGACAUGAUUUGGUCGACGCCUCUUAUCGAGUCCAUCGAGUUUCCUGGACCGGAAUGCCUAUAACAAAACCGAGUGUCAAGGCAUGUCGCAAGGCGGAUAAAGAUAUAGUGGUAUAUGUGAGCUGGAAUGGCUCAACCGACAUUGAAUCAUGGAAGGUUUUCGAGGUGUCUGAGGGUAGCAUGCCAAAGGAGAUUAAAGAUGAGGCGUGGACCGGGUUUGAAACUACAAUACAGGCGCAGAGUGAAGCUAAGAAGGUUCUGGUUGCUGCGGUUGGCGGGUAUGGUAAUGGGGUAGAAUCUGACCCUGUUACGGUGGAUGAAUGCUGAUCUAGUCACUUGAUUUCAUCUUCUCUUUGACUUUGAAUUCCGUGCUAGAACUGAUCAUAAUGAACGGCCUAUUGGCUAUACUUUGACGUUAUAUAGUUGACACUAUCCGUAUACAUUGAGUUAUUGAAUUUUCUCACCAACUCACACUAUUCGGUUAAAACCCCAUCUAUGCAGGUAGAAGUUGAUUGAUGAUAACAAUACCGCGCUUUCCUGCCUUCAUGUAUUAUUACGAAAUAAAGUAUGAUUCGUGAGCAACAAGCGUUUUGGCUGAGCUGAUAUACUACAACAAUAGCACAUUAAAAGUGGGUGUCGUUGAGACAAUGGUAUAUAGCAAGGGCAAGGCUCUGGUACUGCUCAUAUGUACGCUAUUCCUGGUGACAAUUGGGGAUUGAAUUGUCCAAGCUAGAUCAAGUCCGUAGGAUGGUCCAGCAUGGCUAGGAACGAUAUGAGGUGAAUCAACAUAGACUGGUUAGUUAUCAAUCAACAAAAAUUAUCCCCAGCUAGGAUGUGAUGCUCAAAUAUUGCGGUAUCAAUUUAGUAAUGUUGGUCUGUCAAUUGUUUGUAGCGAACUACUAGCUAGGCGAUAAUCCAAUAAGCAUUCGGCAUAACAAGUUAACUAGUUAAACCAACCAAUAAUAAUUUAGUAUUCAUGAUACUCGUUAACUUUGUGUCAAACUUCAGCUCUGCCUACCAUUAGUGUGGGCUCACUCCUUUUGGUGUAGUGGCAGACUUCGACACUUUGUUAGUUCAUUAGUUAUAGUUAAUGAACCAAUGGAAAAAGCACAAUAACUAGUUAUUUUAGUGUAUUCAAGCUUUUGUCCUCGAACAUCCAGGGAUGACGACCAGAGAUAUGCAGAGUGUCGAGUCUACCCAUAAACUUCUCUUCAUAUCUUCAUGCUCUCCUCCCUGCUGCUGCCUAGUCAAAUACAAUACAAAGGCAUCUUGGACGCAUGGCUCUUGAUAAGGGAGUUAACGCGUAGCCACCAUGGCUGCCAUGCCUAGUGACAAAUGAUCCGCGAAAUGGAAGCCAGACCGAGAUAUUCAAGAACAGAAACCUGACGUCCCGGAGCCAACGUGGGGUACUAUCCAGUAUGCAUGGUGCUACUAGCGAAGGAUCCAAGGAUCUUCUUUCUCUUGGCCAGUCGGGAUUGAAACUUUGACAUGCAUAAAAGCGUUCAGAACGAGCAGUCUGCUGACAUUUAUAUUACUGGAUCCCCGGACUAUCUCUCUCGUUAACUCGCUGGUUGCCUCUCUGGCGUCUUGUUACUCUCGAAACUGUCAACUAGCCAGGAUAACCGAUCAAGAUGGCCUCUUCCAGCCCAUUACCCCUAAUUGGGGAGCCCCAAUGGAAAUGGAUUAUUCCGCUUAUUGUCACAGUCAUUGCGAUAUAUGUGAGAGGAAGCUAACUGUUUGGUUACCACGCCAAUCUAUAACCACUUGAAGGUACCCAGGAACUUAAAGAUCCCUCGGCUAACCAUCUGAAUGCAUCUAGAUUCCACUGGUUGCGGCGUACCGUCUGACGCUACAUCCUCUUGCGAAAUAUCCUGGGCCGCUCUGGAAUAAGCUCUCUGACUGGCCAUUUUUCUUCGAAGUCAUAGGCGGUGACCAUCAUCUGGAAUGUUUGAGGCAGCAUGAAAUCUAUGGUAUACUGAAUAUUUUCUUC